GUUUUUCUUGCGACGUCAUUGAUAAUUUGUGACAAGGAAUUAGGUAUUUAUCAAUUUGCUGUGUUGACAUCACAAUCUAUAAAUUUGUCAGUGAAAAAUAAAGUUGAUCCAGUUGUACGAUGGCGGAUUUAGCAAAGCAAGGAAUGCUCUUAUUGAUGAGCGAAAAAUGCUAUGAAAAUUAUUUUGAAGACUUCAAUUUCUUUGAUGUACCAUGUUUCAAAGCACUACUUAGUAAAGGACUUGGACUUGGCAUCAUCGCAGGCUCUAUGUUAGUAAAAGUGCCGCAAAUUAUGAAAAUCUUAAAUAAUAAAUCAACUGAGGGAUUGUCGCUUGUGUCAGUGUUUCUUGAUCUCAUGGCAAUUACCUUCCAUAUGAGUUAUUCAUUUGUUAGUGGAUUUCCAUUUAGUGCGUGGGGUGAUGGAACAUUUUUAGCAUUUCAAACUGCUACUAUCGCUGCCCUAAUUUUCUUUUAUGGCCAUCGUUCGCCAGUGAGGUCAUUUCUGUUCACCGCUCUUUAUGGUGUUCUUGUUUACAUCCUUAUGGGUGGCAUGACGCCAUUAGAAUUCCUUUGGUCGGCACAAGGUUUCAAUGUUCCUAUUCUUCUCGUUGGAAAACUUUCUCAAGCAGUCACAAAUUAUCGUAAUGGCGGCACUGGACAGUUGUCAGCAGCAACUUGUUUCAUGCUGUUCUUUGGAUCACUUGCCAGAAUUUUCACAUCAAUUCAAGAGACUGGAGACAACAUGAUGAUUCUAACGUAUAGUGUCUCGACAUUUGCAAAUGCUGUCAUUAUUGCUCAACUACUUUACUAUUGGAACUUACCAACGGGACCAAAGAUUCCAGCACACGAUGUCAAAGAUUCCAAAGCACAGAAAUCGAAGAAAGCAAAAAAGGCUGACUAGACGAACAAAAUAAUGUCAAAAGACUUCUUCUAACUAUCUAGUUCAAUAAUAGAUAAAGUUCUAAUGUAUAGGGAGGGGAUAACUUUCAUUUUAUUCAAUUUAGUUUUAAGAUAAAUAGAAAAUCUUUUCUUUUAACUAAAUAAAACCAUUCGAAAUCUUUAAAAUUAAAAAUUCCAUGAAAAUUCCAUAAAAUGUGACGCUUCUGUUAUCAAAUAAUGAUUAUUUGAAUUGUAGCGAAAUAAAAGAGAAGAAAACGAAUAAAAAUGACAUAAAAUAUGAGUGAGAUGAA
This is a messenger RNA of Clunio marinus, 1188 nucleotides long. Lineage: Eukaryota; Metazoa; Arthropoda; Insecta; Diptera; Chironomidae. The record is from the annotation of a GenBank genome assembly.